AUGGCUCAGAUUGCUCCUUUGGCUUCAGACGAAGUGACGGUUGUGGUCUUCCCGUCCAAGGACGACAACGUGAACAAGACGGAGCUCGUGGAUCAGCGCCCCAGUCUCACGUACAAGCUAUUCCUGGGCCUCAUGUACACGUUGACAUCGUGCGGAUUCCUCUACGGCUGCGUGGCUGCCGUCACAUUCUUCGGAGACAUGUUCACGCUCUUGCUGGUUCUCACUCGCCAAUGA
Messenger RNA from Phytophthora nicotianae INRA-310, 234 nucleotides. RefSeq lists its product as hypothetical. The transcript has a single exon. NCBI's taxonomy places the organism in Eukaryota, Oomycota, Peronosporomycetes, Peronosporales, Peronosporaceae. The coding region runs from base 1 to 234 and encodes 77 amino acids. The record is from RefSeq and is a predicted model, not a curated record.